UCCGCCUUCAGGCGGGCGGACCUAGCUCGCUUCUCCGCCUGCCUCUCUCUGGGCCCGGCAACCUUCCUCCCUCCCCCUCUUUUUCCCCUUUGCUCCGCUGUGGCCUGGAGCCGGCGCCGCGAUGGCUCCGGCCGCUGACCGGGAGGGUUAUUGGGGCCCUCCGACCUCCACCUUGGAAUGGUGCGAGGAGAACUACGCCGUCUCCAACUACAUCGCCGAGUUCUGGAACACAGUGAGUAACCUGAUUUUCAUUCUACCUCCAAUCUAUGGUGCCAUUCGGACCUAUAAAGAUGGCCUUGAGAAGCGAUAUUUAGCUGCAUAUUUAUGUCUUACAGCUGUGGGACUGGGAUCUUGGUGCUUCCACAUGACCCUGAAGUAUGAAAUGCAACUGUUGGAUGAACUGCCAAUGAUAUACAGUUGUUGUGUGUUUGUCUACUGCCUGUACGAAUGUUUCAAGUACAAGAACACAGUCAAUUAUCCAAUGCUUUUCAUUUUAAUAACAUACAGCUUCAUAGUCAGCAUAGUUUACUUAAAAUUGAAACAACCCGUAUUCCAUCAGAUCAUGUAUGGAACACUAGUUUCUGUUAUAGUUCUACGAUCUGUUUAUAUAGUAUUAUGGGUAUACCCAUGGCUUAGAGGUCUGGGCUAUACAUCUUUAACUGUAUUUCUAUUGGGAUUUUUCCUCUGGAAUGUGGACAACAUUUUCUGUGAGAAAUUGAGAGCACUACGAGAGAAGAUGCCUCCUGUUGUGGGAGCUGUGACCCAGUUUCACGCGUGGUGGCACAUUCUCACAGGCCUGGGCUCUUACCUUCAUAUCCUGCUCAGUUUAUACACAAGGACACUUUUCCUCAAACACAGGCCAAAGGUGAAGUUUCUUCUUGGAAUAUGGCCUGUUCUUCUUGUGGAGCCACCCAGAAAGCUUUGACUGAGACCAAGGCAGUCACAUGCAUCCACUUAGCCUGGCUGAAUAAAGUGAUUCAACACUUAAUAUGGCUGGAUUGUCAAAAUCGUGGAUCAUUUCAAGUCCCAUUGCUACAAAAGGACUUCUCUGUGUUACUAGGCCUGCCCGCCAGAACGGAGCGAAGAGUUGGCACACUAGGAGAAUAAUGUUUAGUACAGCUUUAUUCUAAGUUGUUAAAACAAAGAUUAAGACACAAUAUUUUUAUGUAUAUGUUGUAUAGCUGAUGAUACUGAGCUAAUAUUUCGUGCUGGUCACAGAAAACUAACCAUUUUUGAAGUGGGUUGCUUAAGUUUUUCAUUCAGUUGUUGUUCUUUCUGUGGUGUAAACUAAUAUUAGUAACUGAACGAUAAAAACAGGUCACUGAUGACUAAGCUAAGCAUCUGCGUGGACUACAGUGAACUGAAUGUUUAACCUGAACUACUUUAAUCUUGCACUUUUAUACAAUUAAUGAAGUAUGUAUGAUCGAUUUAGGGCUUUAUUCUUUCCUUGCUUCUCCACAGCCUCUUUUGCAACUGAUAUUUUAAGCAAAAAGGUUGGGGUCCAUGUGCCAUUUGGUUAAUUUUGUACCAAGUUUCCACUUUUGUUUUAGUCCAACUGAGGUGCAUCAUGGAGGAUGUUCCAGGGUGUGACCGGGUGAAGACAUUUGUGAUAUAUAGGAGUUGUUUGUGUGUGGAAACAGAAUUCCUAAUUUGUUUUACAAGUCAUCCAUCGGGUGACUGUAUAACCACAAGAAACACUUUUAAAAUCUUUUAUUAUUUACAUGCCUUCUUUUUCUCUCCAUACUUUCCCAUUAUGCCAGUCUUAGCACAGAUUGACAAACACUGUAUGUGUGCUUGUUUAGCUUUGAAUUCAUGCCUUUCUAUUAUUUUAUAAGUCUUAAAUGCUAGUGUGACUUUCAGAAGCAUCUUCUUGUUCAGAAAUAUUGAAGAAAGAGUAAAGAAGAAGAUUUACGUUGAGGAUACCCCCAAAAUAUGCAGCAUUUUGGUUGCAUGCUCUUAAUGUUUCCAGCACGUGGUUUCUCUGUGGAAAGUUGAAUACCUUUUAGCACCAACCUUUGGCUCUUAACUGGGGACAAACCCUCUGACUUCUGCAGUUUUUUUCUACCUAGCUGAUCAAAGUUAGUAAGUAAGCAUAAAAAAAAAAAAAACACAUUGAACUAACACAGUUUUUCAAAAUAUACCUCAUAUUGGAGGCUUUUGUUGCUUUUGUUUAGUCUGUCCAGAUCUUGGGGUGGCUAAUCGAGUUUGUCUUUGGGCCUUCAAGCUGCCAUGCUAUGCAAUUGUUGAUGCUCUGAGAGAUUUAUCCUUGCCACAAAGGAAAAAGGGAAGUGCUCAGUCUGAUUGCAAGUAUUGAUUUAAAACAUGCCCACAGCAGCGAGGCACAGUGAUGUAACUAUAAAGCUGCCUCCCAGAUUGUAAAGUUCUAGUGUAAGCUUCCAUGCUCUGACUGGUGGAAAUAGUCAGACUUAUGUAUAUCCUCCAUGUCCAUUUGUGGCAUCCCUACUGAUGCAAAUCUCCAAACGAAAUUAUGGCUUUUGGUUAUGGUGACUAAGCCUGGACUCUUGGGAUCCAUACUCAGGACUAGAAAACAGUGCUUCGCAAUUAAUGACUUCAGCAAGGUUAAAGCACAUGCUAAGAGCGGUGCAUUUCGACCUGUAAUCAGUUAACAAGACUCCUGAGCAACAUUUUUAAAAUAAAUCUGUUGUCAGUAGCCUGUAGUCCUAUACAGAUGAGGUUGACAUCUGUGCUGGGAAAUUUGAGGGGUCUUGAAACAGAAAGAGAUCGGAACCACUCACGCAGAGGGAGGAAAGUGCUGGUUUGGACCAGAUGUCUGUGAUUACCCAGAAGUCCUAUCUUUUUGUAGCGAGAUUUGAGAACACUUUGAAAAGCGUAGCUUGAACAUAAGUGCCUGCCUGUUCCCCUCCUGGCUCUCUCAAGCAUGCUUCUGCACACUGUGUCUUAUUUUCUGAUUGAAUACAUUUGCACGCUUCCAUAAGUUAGGGAAAAGAGUCCUGUAAUGGGAGCAGUGCAGUGACUAUACAUAUCAACAGACAUAGUGACGUUUGCUAGGUAGGGUAUUAUUUUAAGAAAGCAAACAAAACCUUUAUUUUAGUGGCCUUAUUUUUGUUUCUGGAGGGCGCAGGGGCUCUGCUUUACUUGCCUGUAAUUACAGGAAUCACAGUGUACUAAAAAGCCACUUUCAUCCUGAUAAAGCAUCUCUAGAAUGGUAUAUUUUAAGGGAAUUUGUACAUUCUCCCACACACUUGCAACAAAGAUGUAUGUUUCCAUUCAGGCCCUGUCGAAUUAAAUUGUCAGAAUUAAAAAAUAAUAAUUGGAAAAGCUCUGACAUUAAUUUUAAACUGCUGUUGGCUUUUUCAUUCAUAUCCUUUAUCAGCAGUUUUUUUUUUUUUAUCUUAAAAACUUAGGCAGAUUGUGUUCUUCCUUCAUUCCAAAUAACCACGAGCCACCCUUCUGGUGGCCUUUUGGGUUACGCUACACUCUGAAGAAUGUAAUUAAUGUAUGUGUAUAUCCUUCUAAGCAUAAGUAAUCUAAAAUUAUGGAUGCUUUGGGUUGACUGCCUUACUGAUCCUGUAAGUGAUAAUGGGAAGCCACUUUUAACUUUGUCACUCCAAUUCUGACACUUUCUAGUGCCUGGAAAGCCAUACAUCUUUACUCCUGUAGUUCGUUAGAUGUCUGUUAGAAGUGUAUUUUAUUUAUUUUGCUUGUAUGACAUGCUGAUGUCUUUUUUCUGCAGUCCUUAGAGCAGCAUAUCCCAAACUUUCGUUGCUGUACGUCUUGCAAGGUGGGUCAUCUUUGAUCCUAUUUUUUGAGCAGGAUUCAGACAGCAGCUACAUUGAAGGGAAUUACAGAAAUAGGUGCCCCUUAAUAGGAAUCCUACAGGAUGUGUUAGACAGGCUUAAAAAUAAUGAAGAACCCUUUUAUUCUUUAACAUCUGUGAAGAACCAGGAAAUCUGUCACCUUGAGCCCGUCAGCUUGGCACAGAUCAGCAGCAAGUCGUUCUGCAGACCGUGAGGUGAAGAAUUCUUCCUUGGGAAGUAGUAGAAAAAAAUGUCAGAAUGACUCUCUCAGUACAGAACAACACCAUACCAUGCCAGGAAUCAAGACUUUCUGGAUCCUUGAGACCUACAUUCCAACCGAAGAUGAGAUGCAAUAAACAGAAAUAUGCCAUCAAGAGGCAUUGUCUGUGUUUUGAAGGCAGUGUUUGAAGCUGACUCGCAGUAUUAGUCACCUCCAGACCUCAUUCUAAUGCUUCUCCUUUCAGCACAAGGAGGAUGCGCUACCAGCAAGUGUUGAGAAGACUCCCCCAGAGUCAAGAUUGGAAUAUGCAGUCUAUCACUUGCCAAUCUACCUCUGUCAUGUAUUACACAACGCCUGUGCCCUUAAUUAUGUCUGCUUGAAAACGCAGGUGUCAGAGCAAUCUGCAGCCCCUGAGGUUUGCAGCGGCAUCGUGUGUGUCUGUGGCUGACUGUUCCCUCUGCAUAAACGUCCAGAUUCGUUUGGUGUCUGUCAGACUUUCUGGUAAUGCUCAGUCUGCUGAUCCUCUGAACACAGAGCUUUGAUUUAGGUAGAGAUGUGAGUAGGAGGUCUUUAAUUGAGACAGGUGAAGUGAAACCUUUUCUGGCAGUGUAUUAAGUGACAUUUAGUGCUUAGAUACAGCAUACAAUUAAUUUGGUGUGACCUUGGGGGAGAUGUGGUAGGAAAUAUUGUCCCGUAAUUAGUUUUAAUUCUCUUCUAAUUUAAUUUGGCCACCAUGUUCCUCCUUGGCCCUGCUUUCUUUGGCUGAAGGGAGCUGUAUGAUUUGAAGUGCAGUUGAUUCUUUUGGCCGAGUACAUUUGCUUCCAGCACUUGAUUUCUAACAGCUGAAUGAAUUUUUCUGCUAACUCAUCCACCUGAAACUCAUAACAACAUAAAAUCCUCCCUGCAUCACUCGUGUUUCUCACGGUCAGCACCACAUUGUUCAGUUUUUGCGUUCAAGAAUUUCAGUAAUACCGCUUUUGAAACCAGUUUCUCCCUAUGGACAUGUAUUUUUUGGCAUUUGAUAGCAGGUGAUGAAAUAAAUCAGCGUCAUGCUUGGUAGUGGAAGAGGAGCUGUAACAAAGCAGCAAUGCUGUUUUCUUCAGUAGACCUUAGGAUCCAAGAGCGCGUUUGUUUUGGUGGGCUGUGUGCCCCCUUAGUUGUAAUUGACAUUUCCAGGUAAAACAGUUGCUUUGCUUUACAGAAACAUGAUCUCCCCAUCUGCGCUUUAUGAGGAGGCAGCGAGAGGCUUUAAAUGCAAGCUACUGAUUGGCGGUGGGACUUUAUUAUGAAAAGAGAUAAGCUACGGAGUCUUUGUUACCCAUGAGAAGCGAAAGGCAGAAGGAGAUUAAGAAAUUUGACAUGGAAGGAGAAUAACAAAAGAUUAAGCACAGAAUCCCACAGUAUUACAUCAAGCACCCUCUUGAUAACUGCACUUCAGAUCCUUGUAGAGCAAGCUCGAGGGUUUUGAUAUGUAUGCAUUUAACUUUUCAUGCUGACUCUGCACUCUGUCAUAGAGGUGAUGCAAACUGUGUGUUACGUUCGGCUCGUUAUGGAUCAUCCAGCUGUUGCUCCCUGACGAUGGAAGGUGACACGGAUUGUUUCAUACACAAAUCAAAAUGCUGUUUACACAUCUGGAACAUCCUCUGGAGCUUUCCUUGAGAGUCCAUGAUAGAACUACAGAUAAUACACUGUACCAGCUGUUAAGAUGGGUUGGAGGUUGGUCUUUUCCAUGUCUCACCCACAGCUGCCUACUGCAGCCAAGUGCCUGACCUCUGUCACAAGUCUUUUCCAAGCGCUGAAGCUGUGUUCUUCCCUGAGGUCCACAGAAGGUCUUUGUUAGGUGGGGAUGGGCUUUGGUUUAUGUUAAAAAAAUCCUUCUAAUGCAUAAACCUGGGCCCUUCUUCUUGCUUUGCAGAAAUGCAGUUACCCAGUAUGCGGCUGCCUCUCGGCUGAAACACGUGCCUGUCUGCCCCACAUCCCUCUCAUUUAUAAAGCUGGAUGAGGGAUUUAGCCCCACAGCUGCUGCUUAUUGUAGCAUGUGUCAUUCAGGGAUGGGCAGUGAGGAGGUGCACCAGUCAAGCAAACACUUUAUGCAGAGCCCCAUUUAGUUUCUGGAGCUCCCCGAUCCUUUGAUACAUGCAAUGUCAGGGGCAGGAUUGAAGCCUGAAUCUCUUAGCAUCUCUGUUUGUACUCGUCAAAGGUAUCUAGCCUCACCAAGAUGAGAAUCCAGCUAAUGCAGGACCCUAAACCAAUGCCUGCCAAAUGUUUUGCGCAAGUUGAGUAUACACGUCUGCCUGAUGCUGAGAGCAGACUACUGGGAUUUUACAAAUGCAAGGAUAAAGGGUCUUCCCCUUCUUUUAUUUUAUUUGUUUUUUUUUAUUAUUAAUAUUUAUCUCCAGAACACAGGAAUAGCUGCAAGGACAAUCUCAGAUUCAUUCUUUCCUCAAUCCCCCAGGACAAUGUCCACCUGUUCCUCGUAAGUCCAGUACUGAAUAAAGAUGGGUUUUCCCACAUGCCCAUAGCAAACCAUGUACCAAAAUGUUUCCUAAAUUAAAGCCUUGGUCAGUCACUGUGGAAGAACAUACUAUUUCUCCCUGGAUUUUGGAAGAGAACUUCAAGAAGCACAAACAGUGGUUACUCCUUAGACUGAACAGGAAUGGAUUUUUCUCUUAAUCUCCCAAACUGAUGUUGACUACGUGAGGUUGACUAUUAAACUGAGCAGAGUGCACUGAUGAUGCCGUGUUUACUGUCUUAGCAAACAACAUCUGUCCACCUGUAACGGGUGUGAAAUACACCACGUGUUACGCGACCAAACUUUUUAACAUUGACACUGUUGGUUCUAAUGUAAUAUUGUGGGUUUUUUUUCCUGAAAUUCAGCAUAUUGUUGCAGAUUGAUAAAUACACUGUGACAGACGGAUGGCAGUUAGUUGACUUGUAAAGUUGACUUGUAAAACAGCUGCACGGAGCAGUGUUUAUUGACAAUUUUGAUAAUACUGAACUGAUUCUUUGUACCAGACCUGCUGGUAACUAACAUUAGGCUUCUGUGUAUCAGCCUAUCUUGUUUUGCGAGCACCAUAGCUUUGAGAUAUUUAAUGUAUUUUGUUUGUUAUUCAUGUUGCGGUCAGGCACUAAUUUGUGUCUUUAUAGUUCAAAUUAUUAAAGAACUUUGUUUUAAGUA
Messenger RNA from Numida meleagris (helmeted guineafowl), 7177 nucleotides. It is a transcript of the gene ACER3, whose product is annotated as alkaline ceramidase 3. The transcript is spliced from 11 exons. The record is from RefSeq and is a predicted model, not a curated record. Gene Ontology annotation, cellular component: endoplasmic reticulum membrane. The coding region runs from base 122 to 925 and encodes 267 amino acids. Lineage: Eukaryota; Metazoa; Chordata; Aves; Galliformes; Numididae. Gene Ontology annotation, biological process: phytosphingosine biosynthetic process; ceramide metabolic process.